AUGGCGCACAAGUCGCGAAAGUUCCAUGGGAACAUCCACCGACGCGGUUUAGUGGAUUCCGGCAGCGCGAAGAAGAAGGAUUUCAGCGUCGGUCCGGUGAUGCUGGGAUUCUUCGUCUUCGUCGUCAUCGGCUCGAGCAUUUUGCAAGUGCUCAAGUCUGCGUCUUCGGGACCUCUCGCCUCGCAAGCGAUGUAA
Ostreococcus lucimarinus CCE9901 is the source of this 195-nucleotide messenger RNA. RefSeq lists its product with no specific name. The coding region runs from base 1 to 195 and encodes 64 amino acids. The transcript has a single exon. Lineage: Eukaryota; Viridiplantae; Chlorophyta; Mamiellophyceae; Mamiellales; Bathycoccaceae. Gene Ontology annotation, biological process: endoplasmic reticulum unfolded protein response. The record is from RefSeq and is a predicted model, not a curated record. Gene Ontology annotation, cellular component: endoplasmic reticulum.